AUGCGGCUGAGUGUCGUUGAUAAAAGCCAGCUGAACCGUCCGUUCAACACAGCCCGAAAUUCCACCGCAUUCUCCAAGAUCGAUAUCAUCCUCAACAUGGGCAGGAUCAACGAGUGGAGAAUCCAGCGAUAUACGGAAGUUCCCAGGGAGAUCCUUGACCACGAAGGCUACGGCGUGGUGUCAUAUACCUGGGGGUAUAUUGCGCAGUGGGAGAAACCGGCAUCGGAUACGCCCGAGGGGGUUGUGUGGACGGUACCUACUACGUCAAAAUGGCCCCUGGCGAGGGCAAGACAGGUGAUGGAGAAGAUGGGAACUCGGUAUGUUUGGUGGGAUUGGAUGUGUGUUCCUCAGGGUUUGAAGCACCAGCUUGACCCUGAGCUAUUCAAGGCCAAAGGGGAGGAGAUCGGAAAACAAUUGCACAUUUACAAAAACGCGGCUAAAAGUAUCGUCUGGCUCCAUCCGACUUCAUGGGACGAGGAUUCUGCAAUGAAAGACCUGCUGCUGGAAAUGUCACGACCUGGUAACCAGGAACCAAAGCUCGUUCAAGAAUAUACAGAGAAGGUCGAGAACUGGCUUCGAACUGCUCAAAUGGACGAGCACUGGUUGAAGUCUGGUUGGACAUUACAGGAAGGCGUCCUUCUAGGGAGCACUCUUCUGAUCGAUGGGCAUGGGAAUACCUUCUCCGAUAGCAGGUUCUACAACGGCAGCCAGGCCACCGUUCGUGAUCUGUCAAUCCCGGUGUCCGUCCUAGCUCGUAAUUCAGCCUCGGCCUAUUUUAUACAAAGUGAAGGUCACGACCCGGACACCACAAGACCUGGUGCCGGUCAGUUCGGGCAUCUGCUGCCGAAAUCACCGGAGUCGGUCAUUUGGUUACGUCGAUCAAUUCAAACUUUAGCUCAGUCCGGGCUAGUCGGAUUCUUCACCUUUAGCCCUCUGUCUAUUCUGUGUGGGAAGAACAGCCGAAAGUAUGGCAUGAUACAAGACUCCUGCUGGGCGUUGAUUGGCGCCAUGGAAGUGGAGAAUAUCGAAGUCAGCUACGACUUCCCCAAGCCAGAAAUCAAGAGAAGGUUUCUCUCCGCACUCGUGGACAAGUAUCAAUGGAUGAUGCUUUUUCUGCCAUUUUGGGAGUGUCAAGUCGAAGAGGAGGGAGCGACAGGGACCGUCAAACGGCCCUUCCAGUGGACGGACAUCGUGGAUGACGCCUUGCUACCUGCCAGUCUCUUCGUAGUCGAAUCACAUACCGACCCGGAAUUGCCUCUUGAGAAGGAGCCAACACUCCACUUCUCGGACGAGGAUUUCAUCUCCGAGGACCUCCGUGUAAAAGCGCGCGAUGGUCAGAGAAUCAGCCUCUUCCGUGUCUCAAAAGACUAUAUCACGUAUUUCUGUCACUAUCGCCAGGACUCGAAUGGGUUGCGGAUCGUGUCUUCCCAGACAGUCACUGUGGCGGAGGAUCCUCUUCUGGCGAAUGCCUGGUUGCUGCCUUUGUGGAAUGUCGACAUGAAGGGAGAUGUGCGGGGGAAACGGUGUUUGCUGGUGCUGCGAUUGGAGGGUCCAACUGCGAUGGAUCAGCCGGUCCACGCGGCGUUCGGUGGGAUGAUUGAUGUGGGGGGGAUGGGGUCCGAAAAGGUUGAUAUCAGGGAGAUGAGCUUGGCUUCUUGCUGA
Molecule: messenger RNA, 1662 nt
Organism: Aspergillus pseudonomiae
Lineage: Eukaryota; Fungi; Ascomycota; Eurotiomycetes; Eurotiales; Aspergillaceae
Exons: 3
Coding region: 1-1662 (553 amino acids)
Source: RefSeq, a predicted model, not a curated record